AUGAUUUUAUGUAUUAACAAAAAUCUUUUCUUUUCAGAAAAAUACAUCAUAGAUACACCAGGUUGUAGAAUUGAAAACAUAGAUGCCUUCAAUCCAGAAAUCAAAGAACUCGUUUAUAAAAUAGAUCCCAUUACAUGCAGUGAUAAACCCUUGAUGACUUAUAUAUCAAGGACUGAAAAUAAAGUUAAUUUAAAUAUAAAUAAAACUGCAGCUAAUUUAUAUUAUAUUUUAUUUAAUAUAUUUAAUAUUAAGUGUUACUACCAAGAGGUUGCCAGAAAUCCUAUUGGUCCGAAUCCAGAUGAUAAUCUCAUUUUUUCAGACUGUAAAUACUUCAGAGAUUCCGUCCAAAUACAAUCAGAAGUAGUUAAAGUAGAAUGCUUCAACAUAUUCUACAAAGUAUACGAAAACGUCCAUGCUAUAUUCAGGCAACCAGCGCAAACCGUCCAAAACGUCGACAAACCAAAUGUAAUCCUGCUUGGAAUCGACAGCGUUUCAAUGUCCAAUUUAAUAAGAACAAUGCCAAAAACUUAUGCGUUGCUAGAAAGUACCAAUUGGAUACGAUUGACAGCAUACAAUAAAGUAGAGGACAAUACAUUUCCUAACCUUAUAGCAGUGUUGGCAGGAGUUAAAUUUUCGUAUCAUGAGAACUAUCCGGAAAAUAAUGUCUGCAAUCCUUAUGAUACGAAGUCAUUGAACAACUGUAAUUUCUUAUGGAAAGUUUACAAGGAAAAUAAUUAUAGCACAGCAUAUGCAGAGGAUACGCCAGAACAAGGUACAUUCAACAGUAACAAGGCCGGAUUUGUAUCAUCUCCAACCGACUACUACCUACGUCCUUACUUUUUAACUGCCGAUACAUUGACUCCAAAGUUUUUGUGUCUAAAGCCUUACUGUACUGGUCCAGAAAAAACUGGAGUUAGAAUGCAAAAUCUUGUUAUUGACUUUCUAGAAACUAUAAAAGGAAAAACUCCAGGAUUCGGUCUAUUCUGGAUGAACACGUUCAGUCACGAGAACGUCAACUGUCCAUCUUCUAUGGAUGAUGAUUUUAAACUUUACUUUAAAAAGUUGGCAGCUAACGGACAUAUGGACGAUUCAAUUAUAAUAUUUUUUAGUGAUCAUGGUUUUAGAUUUGGUAAAAUAAGACUGACUCCUACUGGUUGGCUUGAAGAAAGACUUCCGUUCAUUUACAUUUGGAUACCGGAACGUUUUAGGACGACGCAUGCAGAAAAAUAUCAAAUCCUUGCAGAAAACUCCAAACAACUGAUAUCUCCAUACGACAUCUACAUGACUCUCCAAGACGUACUAUCUUUUUCCAAUCCAAAUUUUACUGUACAGCCUGCCAAAGCCUGCAGUACAUGUCAUUCUUUGUUCAAGCCAGUAUCUCCAGAAAGGACCUGCAAGGAAGCCGGAAUCCCGGAACAUUACUGUACUUGUUCUCGAUACGAAAAAAUCAGUAAAGAUCUUCCAAUGUCUCAAAAAAUUGGGAAAUUUUUCGUCGAACAUUUGAAUAACGUUAUUAGAUCCUAUGGAUCUGUCUCGACAGGCUGUGCGACUUAUUCUCUAGAGAAAAUUUCUCAUGUAAAGUAUUUAGAAAUGAAACCAGGAGUAGAAGAAAACUAUUUGAUUGGUAUAAUCACCAAUCCAGAGGCCAAUUUUGAAGCAACGGUAAAAGUGUCCUACCAGAAUAAUAAAGAGAACAUGUCAGUCAACGAGAUCAAUAGACUGGACAGGUUUUUUAAAAGAUCCUGUGUAACAGCAACCAAAGAAAUGUCUGGUGAAAUAUCGUUGUUAAAUCAAACUACUCAUUAUACGAGUGGCGAACAUUCCGUAGCUUAUGUAACGGCUCCCAGUGAAGAUGUUGCUAAACAGUUGGCCCAUGGAAUAGUCAAGAAUAAGUUAGCUGCAUGUGUUAAUAUUAUACCGAAAAUUACAUCAAUUUACGAAUGGGAAGGUAAAAUAAAUGAAGAUUCUGAAGUACUAAUGAUGAUUAAAACUAGGACAUCAAAAGUAAAUAAUUUAACUGAAUUUGUAAAAUCAAAACAUCCUUACACAGUUUGUGAAGUUAUAUCUCUUCCUAUUCAGAAUGGCAAUGAGGCUUACUUGAAGUGGAUAAGCGAUGUAGUCCCUAGUAAAUAAGUCAUAACUGAUUAAUUAUUAAUUCUAAUGUACUGAUUAAAACGUAAAAUAUUGAUCUGAUUAAAUUACUAUAAAUUUUGGUUCUAUUAA
Diabrotica balteata is the source of this 2223-nucleotide messenger RNA. The record is from the annotation of a GenBank genome assembly. Lineage: Eukaryota; Metazoa; Arthropoda; Insecta; Coleoptera; Chrysomelidae.